UUGUUUGUGUUGCAGUUUGUUGUCUAUGUUACCACGCCCCCUUUGAUUUGAAAUUUGUGCGCGAUGCUUCUAAUAUUAUUUUAUUGUAGCAAUGGCGGCUGUUUUUGGUGUGCAUGUGGGCAACACAACUGCUUCUUUGUCCUGUUUUAAGGAUGAGAAACUGGAUGUCGUGGCCAACGAAGCAGGCUACCGGGUCACACCGGCGGUCGUGGUGUUCCAUGAAAAGGAAAGGGUGACUGGUUUAGAAGCUAAGGCAGGAGCUGCUAGAAAUCUGAAUUCAACGAUCACUCACAACAAAUUCUACAUGCAUGCUGACCCAAACAGUGAAAACUUUGAAGAUGUUCGUGAAAAGAGUAGAGGAAAAGUUUAUGCAGAUGACGGAGUUGUCAAAUACUUGAUCCAAGAGGGGGAAAAGGAAUUAAAAAUCACUCCUGAUGAAGUUGCGACAUGUAUUUACAAGAGCAUGCAAAGUAUUGCUGACACUGCUGAGCGUUCAGUAAAGGCCCACAAGGCUGUUUUGACAGUGCCUUUGAAUACGCCUACUGCUCUGCUAGAAAGGACUAGGAGUGCAGCUGAAGCUGCUGGAUUUGAGGUUUUACAAAUGAUCAGUGAACCUUGUGCUGCUGUUCUAGCCUAUCAAGUAGGCAUCCAAGAUCCAAGUCAAAAUUGUCUGUGCCUUGUGUUUCGGUCAGGAGGAGUAAGUUCAGAUGCAACGAUCGUAAGUGCUGCUGGAGGUGUCUAUUCUAUAGAAAGCUUUGUACACAUGCAAGAUUUAGGAGGUGACCAGCUGAAUAGAAUACUCGCUGAGUUCAUUGCUGAUGAAUUUCAAAGAAAGUUCAAGUUGGACCCUAGGGAGUCCAAGCGCUCAAUGGCAAAAUUGCUGUCAGCUGCUGAAAACUGGAAGCACAUUUUGUCCAACCUCAAUGCUGCUGAUUGCUUUGUUGAAUCCUUACACGAGGGAAUCGACUAUCGUGUCAAUGUAUCUCGUGCUCGAUUUGAAAUGCUUGCUUCCUCAAACCUUCAGGAUUUGCUGCAGCCCAUUCAUGAAAUUCUCAAGCAAUCUGGAUACUGCACUGAUCAAAUAACCCACGUUAUUCUCAGUGGGGGCACGUUGAAAAUCCCAAAACUGCAAAAGAUGGUAGCUGAUCUCUUCAGCAAAGCUGAAAUUCUCACUGGCUUAUCUCCAGAUGAGGUUUUGGCCUUAGGAGCUGGAAGGCAAGCCAGUUAUCUUCCUGCCUCAUGGGAUAAAACAUUCAACGAACAGUCAAUUACUGUCCAAGCUUCAUCAAAAACUAUUUAUUAUAUGCCAAGUGAUGGGAAGUGGCAAUGUUUGAUUCCAUCAUCUACGCCUAUCCCAUUCAUGAGGAAAAUGAAGUUGACUGUACCUGAGGGAGGUUCCGAGCUAGUGGUUGAAGUAGCGGAAGGUGGCUCAGAGAAGGGAAGUUUGACCAAGCUUGGGAUGGUCAGUUUGAACGAAAUGAAGAGUGGAGCCUCUGUACUAAUGGAAAUUAAGUGGACAAACACUGGUUUACAAAUAAGCCUCAGCGAUGGAAGAGAAAAGCGUGGAGUUGCAGAGUUUCCCAUCAGUGAUUGAAAGUCAGUUUUUCUGCUGGAAUAUUUCAAUAAACUUUGUCAACUUUCAUAAAAA
Messenger RNA from Cloeon dipterum, 1648 nucleotides. Its product is annotated as heat shock 70 kDa protein 14-like. The record is from RefSeq and is a predicted model, not a curated record. The transcript is spliced from 9 exons. Bases 92 to 1594 code for a protein of 500 amino acids. Gene Ontology annotation, cellular component: cytoplasm; nucleus; ribosome. Lineage: Eukaryota; Metazoa; Arthropoda; Insecta; Ephemeroptera; Baetidae. Gene Ontology annotation, molecular function: ATP binding; ATP-dependent protein folding chaperone.